AAUAUUUAAUUAAAUGCAAGUAAAGAAAUGUCAACAAAAAUGAUUUUGUUACACUAAUGUAUUUGAAAUAUGAAUGAAUUAUGAAUCCAUAAAUUAUGAUUUUGGUGCAACCACAGUUGAGGCUUUACCGUGAAAUGAUUUGUUUUCUGGAUAAAAUGUCGAGUGUUGUCCAGGUCAGGAGUAUUUCCAGCCGCGUCUCGGCCAUCAUUCUGGGACGGGUUAUUGUGCCAACUUUCGUCCUGUCCUCUACUACACCUCCAGCCUGGACCGCUAUGAUAAUCCACACUUCGGGUAUGACGGAUUGCACAUUUACCCCUUCUGUAAAUCACUCUAAAACAAUAUAUUUUUGUUUGAUAUCCUCUCUUAGUCUGUCUCUGCUGGACAGCUUUGAGUCUCAGUCUGAGCGUCAUUACCGGCGUCUGGUGCAGCCUGAUGGGACGGAGGCUCUGGCCUGCUCGGGGUCCAGACCAAGAGAGAGCGGAUAUUUACAGCUUCACACUCAGCCAAGACCUGGAGCUGUGUCCUGUCAGUCAGAGAGUAAAGGACCUUACAGUCCUCGCCGUCCUCUUAGAGUUUUGGUUGGACACAGAGAGGAAAGUGGUUACACUGAGGGAACCAGCUUACAGCCGAACACUUUUCUACCUCAUCAUAUUAACAUGGACGACGCACGCAGGACACAGCAAAGUGUGACGAGGACUGACUUCCUUCCAGCAUCAUUCCUACAGGGCAGUGAAGCAUUACCAAAACUUGCCUUCUGUGCGCCUCGAGACACUGGAUUCACACGAGACACGCAGAAACCUCUGACCAGUUCAGUCUCUUUUCAAGGUAACUCUAGUGAAGAAAGCAGACAGACGGACAGAUCUCCUGCAGUCAGAUGGUCCAUUGGGCCGAUGUGUUCGUCUGGAUUCAUCCUCAACGCCCCCAACAUCACAAGCCUUUCACACACACCAGCCAGCCCACAACAUUUCAUCACACAUUAUCAAAGCAAGUUUUGUGACAGAGCGUCAGUGGAGCAGGUGAGAGCAGAUUGGAUGACAGGAGGCGUACAGAUGCACAGACAGAGCGGCUACAGCGAGCGAGACAGCAGCAGGCAUAAACUCGGAUAUCACACCCUGGAUGCACAAUAAACCAGGAAUAGAUGAAAUACUGGUCUGCGAAUCAUAAACAAACUAUUACUCAUAUUUGCGAUGUCGGCAUCUCUGUUGAGUUAAAAUCCUAUCUCUCGGUAUUUAAACUUGGCUGUGUCCUGCACUUUAUUCACGUGGGCUAGUAAGCACUUAGCAACACCCUAGCAUCAUGAAAGUGACUAUUGAAGAAGACGUGCUUACCCAAACAGAAGUCGAAAACUGAUUUGAGCUUUUUGAAUUUUGACACAAAAUCGUUGAGGAACAGAACAGAAUUGUUAACAUCGAACUGAGUGUGGGAACAGCAAUAUUUAAACACUUUGCAUACACAACAUCUGAUCAGAACGUAUGCUUGCACACACAUAACCUACACAAAGGCAUUAACAUGCACAGAUAAACACACAAGCGUGCAGUCAUGCAGAGAGAGGAGUGGCACUGACAGAAAGCUCAGCUUGCUGGCAUAUGGGCACAGUUAUGGUGCCUGCCUGCUCAGGAUUAUGUGUGUGUGAGCUUCUGUCUCUUACAUCUAACGGCACACACUGCAAAAAAUGACAUUUAUAGCUUAAGAAGCAAAAUGACCCAAGAUAUUAAAGUAACAGUUUACCCAAAAAUAUAAAUUACGUCAUCAUUUAUCCACCGUCAGGUUGGUCCAAACCUCUAUUAAUGACUUUCUUCUGCUGGACACAAAGGGAGA
Messenger RNA from Triplophysa rosa, 1818 nucleotides. RefSeq names its product stabilizer of axonemal microtubules 4 (gene saxo4). The record is from RefSeq and is a predicted model, not a curated record. Lineage: Eukaryota; Metazoa; Chordata; Actinopteri; Cypriniformes; Nemacheilidae. Gene Ontology annotation, molecular function: phosphatase binding. The coding region runs from base 96 to 1127 and encodes 343 amino acids. The transcript is spliced from 9 exons.